AGUGUGCGCUUACACGUUCGCGCACACCUUCACGUUAUACCGUAUUGGUGUCGGUACGUGACAGACUAUUUUUAUAGCUCCCUUCCCUUUACGAGUGUCCUAACCGGAGAGAAUCUGAAAAAAUGGCCACCAAACCCGUACAAAACAAGACCAAAUCGGCCAAAUCUGGCAGCGCCAGCGGCAGCAGCUUCAAGGAAAUCUGGGACCGGGCACUGAAGCCAAACUCGGAAUGGGCGGAGAAGGACGACUUCCUGGAUGUGAUCUACUGGUCCCGGCAGAUCAUCGGCAUCCUGAUUGGCGUCGUGAUGGGCAUCGUCCCGCUGAAGGGCUUUAUCGCGUUGGCCCUGUUUGCGCUGAUCAACUGCGGCAUCGUGUACCUGUACUCGACCAGCUAUCAGUCGGUUGACGAGGAAGCCUACGGCGGAAUCUGGGAGAUCAUUAAGGAGGGAUUUAUGACGUCGUUUGCAUGCUUCCUGGUGACGUGGAUCAUAUUUUACACCGGAAUACACUUUGACUCGGUAACGACGGCCAAGAUGCAAUGAUUGUUUUUUAAGUAAAUGCAAAUACUCUGUCUUCAGCAGCGGAUAAUAACUAAUUUAUAUUUGAAUAAUGAUUAAAGCAAGUUAAGCAAAUAAAGUCAACCAAAUUGAGAGGAACGUGUGAACGAAA
Culex pipiens pallens (northern house mosquito) is the source of this 669-nucleotide messenger RNA. Its product is annotated as respirasome Complex Assembly Factor 1. NCBI's taxonomy places the organism in Eukaryota, Metazoa, Arthropoda, Insecta, Diptera, Culicidae. Gene Ontology annotation, biological process: mitochondrial respirasome assembly. The record is from RefSeq and is a predicted model, not a curated record. The coding region runs from base 123 to 542 and encodes 139 amino acids. The transcript has 2 exons.